This is a messenger RNA of Rhinocladiella mackenziei CBS 650.93, 642 nucleotides long. RefSeq lists its product as uncharacterized. The record is from RefSeq and is a predicted model, not a curated record. Bases 1 to 642 code for a protein of 213 amino acids. Lineage: Eukaryota; Fungi; Ascomycota; Eurotiomycetes; Chaetothyriales; Herpotrichiellaceae. The transcript is spliced from 2 exons.
AUGCAGGCUUGCGAAUUAUUUACCAUCUGGGCUGCGGCCAUCCUGCUGGCGAACAAAUUCCUCGUCACCGCUCUUCCGCCUUUGAGUUACGUUUGGUUAGCAGAUGCGACAGAACUUUUCGACGGCAACAUGAGUGACGGCGAUAAUGCUGACGAAAUCUAUGCUUAUGAUCCGCUGAACCUAGCUAUUCACCCACAUGAAACUGGUCGCUCAAUGGUCAAAGUCCCAGCAACUGUGUAUCCACACGACACAUCUCCAACUGCAACAUCCGGGGACGACACCACAGGUACUGUGACCGAACAUUCCACCUUGAUCACCACCGCCGCUCGUCCUCACCUGCAACUUCGCAGUCCGAACCCGAAUCCGAAUGAUCUCGUUCCAGACGCAUCACCAUCGAUUCAGUCACUAGAGUCAAUAGUACCGAUAACCACCUCUCGUUCUCUGGCUGUCGAGUGCGGAGGCGGGAGUGAAUGUCCUCCUGGCUACGUUCAAUUACUUGUUCCAGGAAUGUGCUAUUGCCGGCUUCUGCCCUCGCAGAACAGUGUUCAAAUUCUGGGUGAGCAUUGCCAAAUGUUUAAAUCGACUAGCGAUGAAGUUCAGUCUUUCUUUGAUGCCAGAUCUUCUGACGACGUUGCGAUGUAG